Molecule: messenger RNA, 1485 nt
Organism: Postia placenta MAD-698-R-SB12
Lineage: Eukaryota; Fungi; Basidiomycota; Agaricomycetes; Polyporales; Adustoporiaceae
Exons: 8
Coding region: 1-1485 (494 amino acids)
Biological process (GO): proteasome-mediated ubiquitin-dependent protein catabolic process
Cellular component (GO): proteasome regulatory particle, base subcomplex
Molecular function (GO): ATP binding; ATP hydrolysis activity; proteasome-activating activity
Source: RefSeq, a predicted model, not a curated record
AUGGAUGAGAUUGGCAUUGAAAUUCAGAAGCAGGAGCCGACGUUCGAGCAUGUUGUAACGGAGAAGGCAGCCCUCUUCCAGGAGUUGCAGGAGGAGGACUUGUAUGUCAAAUACAAGAAGCUCGCGCGGCACCUUGAGAUGCUUGAAAUUCAAGAGAGCUACAUCAAGGACGAGCAGGCCAACCUUAAGCGGGAGCUCAUCCGCGCGCAGGAGGAAGUAAAGCGUAUCCAAUCCGUCCCACUUGUCAUCGGCCAGUUUCUGGAGCCCAUAGACCAAACAACUGGUAUCGUCGGCUCGACCACUGGCUCUAACUAUGUCGUCCGCAUCCUCUCCACUCUAGACCGCGAACUGUUGAAGCCUUCCUCGUCUGUCGCGCUGCACCGGCAUUCCAACGCGCUCGUGGACAUCCUACCCCCAGAAGCAGACUCCUCCAUCUCACUCAUGGGCGAGAAGGAACGACCGGACGUGACAUAUCAGGAUAUUGGUGGUAUGGACAUACAGAAGCAGGAGAUCCGCGAGGCGGUCGAGCUGCCCUUGACGCACUUCGAUCUGUACAAGAAGAUUGGUAUCGACCCACCAAGAGGUGUUCUACUUUACGGGCCGCCAGGUACGGGAAAGACGAUGCUGGUGAAGGCGGUCGCGCACCAUUCUACCGCGGCAUUUAUCCGUGUUGUGGGAAGUGAAUUCGUCCAGAAAUACCUCGGCGAAGGUCCCCGUAUGGUCCGCGACGUCUUCCGGCUAGCUCGAGAAAAUGCGCCGGCCAUCAUCUUCAUCGACGAGAUUGAUGCCAUUGCCACCAAGCGUUUCGACGCACAAACUGGUGCCGACCGUGAAGUGCAGCGGAUUCUACUCGAGUUGCUCAACCAAAUGGAUGGGUUCGACCAGGGGAGUAACGUGAAGGUCAUCAUGGCUACGAACCGUGCCGACACGCUGGACCCUGCACUGCUCCGUCCUGGACGUCUUGACCGGAAGAUCGAGUUCCCACUACCUUCGAGACGUGAGAAGCGCCUCAUUUUCCAGACGAUCACAAGCACAAUGAACCUUGGCCCUGACGUGGAUCUGGAGGAUUUCGUCUCACGACCAGAGCGAUUAUCAUCAGCAGAGAUUGCGUCCAUCGUACAAGCUGCCGGUUUGCUUGCGGUGCGUAAGAAUCGCUAUAUUGUGCUCCCCGUGGACUUCGAGGAGGCGUGGAAACAAAACGUCAAGCGUGCAGAUGAGACGUUGGAUUUCUGUAAGUUCAUCUUUAUGCGUGCUUCAAAUGCCAUGCUCACUGCUCAUAUCACAUCAAGACCGGUGAUGGAGAGUUGUGUAUCGUUAGUCCCUCUGAUGUCUGUAUUCUCUGGACAAUCUGUUAUCCUGCGCAUUCUUCAUCUCGUCGACGGCCCCCGUCUAUGUCUUGGCACGUUCCAAUCGCACCUUCAUCGGCAGCUCUCUCACUUUAGCGUCUCACCGUUGUAUCCCACGGAGUGGCGCUCAUUCUUCUGA